UGUGUGUGUGUGUGUGUGUGUGUGCAGAUGUCGGACAGUCAGUUCAUCCUGUCGUUUGUUCAUCGUGUGCUGGAGGUGCGCGGCGUCACCACGUACUUCUCCUUCUGUUAUCCGUUCUCGUACACGGAGUGUCAGGACAUGCUGCUGCAGCUGGACCACAGGCUCCUGAGCGCCGCACACACGCCGGGGCCCUGCAGUCCGCUGGAGAGCAUCUACUAUCACCGGGAGCUGCUGUGUCACUCUCUGGACGGUCACCGGGUGGAUCUGAUCACGGUCUCGUCGUGUCACGGUCUGCUGGAGGAGAGGGAGCCGCGGCUGGAGAGACUCUUCCCGGACCUCGGCACGCCUCGACCUCACGGCUUCAGCGGCAAACGGGUGUUUUUUCUGAGCAGUCGCGUUCAUCCCGGUGAGACGCCGUCUAGUUUCGUCUUUAACGGCUUCCUGAACUUCAUCUUGAGUCCGGACGAUCCUCGCGCUCAGACGCUCCGCAGGAUGUUCGUCUUCAAACUCAUUCCCAUGCUGAACCCCGACGGGGUCGUCAGGGGUCACUACAGGACGGACUCGCGCGGCGUGAAUCUGAACAGACAGUACUUGAACCCCAGUCCAGAUCUGCAUCCGUCCAUCUACGGCGCCAAAUCUCUGCUGCUCUAUCACCACAUACACAAUCGCCUCGGCAACAGCACACCCUCCACCCUCAAGACCUCCAACCAAUCAAACACCACCCCUCCUGUGACCACGCCCACUGAACUAGAGCACUGUCUCAACCUGCGCAAUGAGGCGGAGCAUGGGGAGGAGCCGACCCUUGACCUCUCUGAGAUCCCCAUGCAGCUGGAGGAGAGCUGGGAGAAGGGCGGAGUCGAGAGGGAGGCGGGGCCCUGCGAUGAGAACGAAUCCACGCCCAGCAGAGCCGAAGCACCAGGUGCGACAAACCCCGCCCCCUCAGAGCAGAUCCCGCCCCAGGAGAGCGGCGUGGCCUAUUAUAUAGACCUGCACGGACACGCCUCCAAGAGAGGAUGCUUCAUGUACGGCAACAACCUGCCGGAUGAGAGUCAGCAGGUGGAGAACAUGUUGUAUCCGAAGCUGAUCUCGUUAAACUGUGCUCACUUUGAUUUCCUGGGCUGUAACUUCUCUGAGAAGAACAUGUACGCUCGAGACAAACGCGACGGUCAGUCGAAGGAGGGCAGCGGGCGUGUGGCCAUUCACAAAGCCAUCGGCCUGAUCCACAGCUACACACUGGAGUGCAACUACAACACGGGCCGCUUGGUGAACAGCAUCCCGCCCGCCUGUCACGAUAACGGCCGAGCCACGCCCCCUCCGCCGCCCACCUUCCCGCCCAAAUACACGCCGCAGGUGUACGAGCAGGUGGGGCGCGCGGUGGCCGUCGCAGCACUGGACAUGCAGGAGUGUAACCCGUGGCCGCGGCUGGUUCUGUCUGAACACAGCAGUCUGGUGAACCUGCGCGCCUCCAUCCUCAAACACGUGAGGAACAGCAAGGGCCUCGCCUCCAACAACCGCAGGAUCGCCACCAAAUCCAGCAGCCCGCCCAAACCUGCAAGUCUGAGCAUGUCUGCCUCAGAGAACUCCCUGAUCCGGACGCGCAGUAACGGCAGUGUUCCCGGGAGCCGGCAGACGUCUCCUCAGCUCAAGAGUUCUCCCAGCUUCACCUUCGGCUGCAGCGCGUCCGGCCCCGCCACACAGCGGCCCUCACACCGGAGCCUGGGGCCCGUCAGAGAGUGUAAAGCACAGGAGAAGAGGCGUCCGCAUCAUCCGCACCAGCGGCUCUCCCUGCGGCAGCAGCCGGCCCCCGCACACCCCCCUCUCUCACCAUCCUCCUCCUCCUCGUCUUCCUCCCCAUCCUCCUCGUCCUCGGGGGCCCCGGGCCCCUGCUCCAUCAGUAUGGCAGGCAACCCAGCCGGACAGAUGAAAGAGAUUCAAACGUGUGGUGGGCGGGGCAAGCCCGGCAGUGGCCCCGCCCCCUCCCCCUCCCCCCAGCAGAGGACGGCGCUGCUGUCACAGGAGCUGCUGCGGGAGUCUCUGGACAUCCUGACGUCUAUCGAGUACAGCAGAUGUGAGCUGCAGCCCCGGCCCAGCCGGAUCCCGGUGCGGAGAGAGCUUCCUCUGGUCGGAUCCGAGACGCCCACCCUGAGAGUGUGGAAGCUCAUCAAACCCGGCAUCAAGAAACACCUGGCGGGGGUGUCUGGGAAAGACGGUUCUGCUGUGAGUCUGAAGACCUCGUGCUGUAGCUGUCAGAGCUCUGGAGACAAACACACACACAGAUCUCUGCAGACCUGAGAGACUCUGGAUCUGUUCAUCUACACACACACACACACACACACACACACUCACUCAUGUUAGAGGAACAGUUCAGCCAAAAUCUGCUC
This is a messenger RNA of Cyprinus carpio (common carp), 2381 nucleotides long. It is a transcript of the gene agbl5, whose product is annotated as AGBL carboxypeptidase 5. Gene Ontology annotation, molecular function: metallocarboxypeptidase activity; zinc ion binding. The record is from RefSeq and is a predicted model, not a curated record. Gene Ontology annotation, biological process: proteolysis; protein deglutamylation. Lineage: Eukaryota; Metazoa; Chordata; Actinopteri; Cypriniformes; Cyprinidae.